Chiloscyllium plagiosum (whitespotted bambooshark) is the source of this 1849-nucleotide messenger RNA. The record is from RefSeq and is a predicted model, not a curated record. NCBI's taxonomy places the organism in Eukaryota, Metazoa, Chordata, Chondrichthyes, Orectolobiformes, Hemiscylliidae.
GUUAGAAGGGCAGAGAGAGAGAGCCUGUUUCCACACAGCUGAACUCCUAACAAGCUUGGACUGAACUACUCAGCUAGAGAGCUCACCAGCCCCUUUCAUUAUACAGGUCACCUCUCACACAUGACCACUUUGGCCUAAAGUCUCAUCUGUUUACAUAUGAACAAAAAGGCCUCUCAAUACCCUUUAAUCUCUGUACCAAACCAGACUAAUCAGAACCAGAAGUGAUUUAUUACCCCUUUGGAAAAACCAAGGAUGUAGUAUCCUUGAGAAAAGGAACAGCUUUUCAAAAAAAAAGGUGCCAGCUUUGUGACAGUAAUUAAUUAUUUUAUGUAUUUUGUCCUUUCCCGUUUCAUUUAGACUGAUCUAAUUUCCUGUACCGCUUUCAUUUAUUAGUUUUAAUUGUUUUCUGCCUCCAUGUUUGCUCUUUCCAGGAGAACAGGUGCCUUAUCCUGGUUCAGCUGGAGUCUGUCCUGUCCGUAUCGCUCCUUCCUGACCCAGGACUAAUGCCAGGAUCCUUUGAAAAGGCACCAUUUUAUCCCACUCUGGCGCUUUUGCCAUGUGUUAAUUCUUCCAAACUCAGUACCUCUGAGUGUCUGUGGUCCGCUGCAAUUGAAUUAUCCCUCUUCCUUACAAUUUUAUCUCCAACUACCAUGAAGCCUUCCUUAACGUGACACCUAAGAAGGGACAUACUCGACCAAACUUUUAUUUGUAGCUACAGAGAAUGCUCUCUAUGUCACUAAUUGUACAAAUCCUCCUUAUUGCUGCAUUCUAUUCUGCCCUACUCUAGUUGACAUCCUGUAGCAUUGUCUGCAUUGUAACUAUCCUUCCCACAGUCUUCCUCCUUGACUUCAAAUGACCAGUUCAUCAUACCUGUUGGCCAUGAUCAAUGUCUGAGGGAUUGCCUUCUCCAAUCACUGAGCCCUCACCAUCAUGCUGCCUUACAGUGCUGCACUUUACCUUGAAGCUGUAUUUACUACCCCACUUUAUGGAGACUGUCAUUCUCACUGAAAAGUCACCUUCCUGCUGUCCGGUAAGGUCUAUCAUUGAUUUUAGUGGCAUUCACUUGGGUUUUGAACAAAAAAGACUGGUUGCCAAUGUUGGGAAAAUCUGGUCAUUUUCUGAUGUUUUUCAGUGUCUCUGUGUACAUUCAAGAUGCAAAAGAGAAAGGCAGGCAUCAUUUGUCUCACUUUGUUUCUCACUCUUUGUUUCUGUUUAGGCUGGGAAGCAACAAGGUGGGAGAUUUAGGAGUGAAACUACUGGCUGAGAUUCUGAGGAAUCCGGAUUGUAAAAUGCAGCAACUCUGUCUCAACAGUAACAUGCUCACAGAUUCUUGUGCCGACGAUCUCAGCUCCAUUCUAAGUACAGGUCGCUCACUGACCGUUGUGAACCUGAAUGAUAAUAAAUUGGGGGAUUCAGGAGUGAAACUGCUGCCAGCAGCUCUAAGGAAUCCAAACUGUAAAAUACAAAAACUUGAGCUUCGUGGCAACUGUCUCUCAGAACCUUGUGCUGAGGAUCUCGCCUCUAUACUCAACACAAACCAAUCUCUGGCAGAACUAAACCUCGGAAAUAAUAAGUUGAAACAUUUAGGAGUGAAACGACUGUCAUUGGCUCUGAUGAAUCCUCAUUGCAAAAUACAGAAGUUGUUGCUGUACAGAAAUGGUCUGACAAAAUCUUGUGUCCAGGUUCUCAGUUCUGCUCUCAGUAAAAACCAGUCUUUAAUGAAACUGAACGUAGAUAAUAACAAUUUGGGAGAUUCAGGGGUGAAACUACUGUGUGCAGUUCUGGGGAACUCUGACUGUUUAAUGUGUCUGCCAUUCACUCACAGCCAGAAUAACUUGCAGAGAUUAAG